Molecule: messenger RNA, 2380 nt
Organism: Nannospalax galili (Upper Galilee mountains blind mole rat)
Lineage: Eukaryota; Metazoa; Chordata; Mammalia; Rodentia; Spalacidae
Gene: Ehf
Product: ETS homologous factor
Exons: 9
Coding region: 119-1021 (300 amino acids)
Biological process (GO): regulation of transcription by RNA polymerase II; cell differentiation
Cellular component (GO): nucleus
Molecular function (GO): DNA-binding transcription factor activity, RNA polymerase II-specific; sequence-specific DNA binding
Source: RefSeq, a predicted model, not a curated record
ACGUGAUAAGGCCCGUGGCUCCCUAUCCCUGUAGGAGCUGGCGUGGUAGCUACCUGCUGUCUCCUCCAUUGCCAGAGCUAUAGGAUUUCCCACCCAGAAUCUUGAGGUAAAUGAGAUCAUGAUUCUGGAAGGAAGUGGUGUAAUGAAUCUCAAUCCAGGCAACAACCUCCUUCACCAGCAGCCAGCCUGGACGGACAGCUACCCCACGUGCAAUGUUUCCAGUGGGUUUUUUGGAAGCCAGUGGCAUGAGAUCCACCCUCAGUACUGGACCAAGUACCAGGUGUGGGAAUGGCUGCAGCACCUUCUGGACACCAACCAGCUGGACGCUAGUUGCAUCCCUUUCCAGGAGUUCGACAUCAGUGGGGAGCACCUGUGCAGUAUGAGCCUGCAGGAGUUCACACGAGCGGCGGGCUCUGCUGGGCAGCUGCUCUACAGCAACUUACAGCAUCUCAAGUGGAAUGGCCAGUGCAGCAGUGACUUGUUCCAGUCCACACACAAUGUCAUUGUCAAGACUGAACAAACCGAUCCUUCCAUCAUGAACGCCUGGAAAGAAGAAAACUACCUAUACGACCCCAACUAUGGUAGCACAGUAGAUCUGUUGGACAGCAAAACUUUCUGCCGGGCCCAGAUCUCCAUGACAACCUCCAGUCACCUUCCAGUUGCAGAGUCACCUGAUAUGAAAAAGGAGCAAGAUCAUCCUGUAAAGUCCCAUACCAAAAAGCACAACCCAAGAGGGACUCACUUAUGGGAGUUCAUCCGUGACAUCCUCCUGAGUCCAGACAAAAACCCAGGGCUAAUCAAGUGGGAAGACCGCUCAGAAGGUGUCUUCAGGUUCCUGAAGUCGGAGGCUGUGGCUCAGCUGUGGGGCAAAAAGAAAAACAACAGUAGCAUGACCUACGAGAAGCUCAGCCGGGCCAUGAGAUAUUACUACAAACGAGAGAUCCUGGAACGUGUGGAUGGGCGACGGCUGGUCUAUAAAUUUGGGAAAAAUGCUCGUGGAUGGAGAGAAAAUGAGAACUGAAGCUACCAACCUUUGGAACACAAACCAAAACACACAGCGAAUGGAUAACGAUUGAUGAAGAACUCCUGGGCGUAAAUAUUUCAAAGACUACUUUUCUCUGAUAUUUAUGUACCAUGAAGGGACAAAAAAGAAAAUCUACUUCUGAUGGGAAGAAGGAACACUACAGUUGAUAAAAAAAUUAUUUUGUUACUUUGAAGUAUGUCCUGUAUGGGGAACAAAUGUACACAGUUUUCUGUGAACUAUGAAGCUGUACGUGGUUGUGAUUUGCUUUGGCCUCUGUUGUGAAGUUCUUUCCCACCACAAGAAAAACAAGGGCUUGUAGCCUCAAGCUUCUGGUUAAGAAGAAGGGAGGAGAAAUAAGAGGGCAUUAAAUGUUUUCAUAUGCAAAGUGAUUUAGAAAAAGGUGAUGUGUUUUCCCCACAUAAGCAUCUACAGGACCUCCUCAAGAGAAGCGGCAUGGCUGAUAAGAUGAAUUUGGGGUCUCUGAUCCAUGGGAUGGGCCAAUUGGAAGCAUGCUACGAUGUGUAACCUGACUUAGGAGACAGUGAAUGGAGCAUGGGAACUUCCACAAUCCCAGGUGGCCUGUAAUCACCAUGUGAUCACAUGACUGGAAUGUUUAAAUCAGUGAGAGUAAUGGUAGGGGGCUUUAUACUCAUUCACAAAUGAUUUCUCUGUCCGCCCCCCCGCCAUGGUUGGUUAAAAAAAUCAUUCACUGCAUGUGAUCACAUUAGCUAUUUAUACAGAGUUUGACCUUGAUUAUUUUUUUUCCUGUUAAAAAAUAAGUGGGGAAGAAAGAGGCAGCAGUACAGGAGUGGAGCUGGUUCCUGCAUCUCUGGAGUUCAAGGUUUCUCAGUGAGCAUGGAUGACAUCUUUGCUGGGUCAUUCUUUGUGGUGAUGGUUGUACCGUGCAUGUGUAGCAAUAUCCAUGAUCUAUACAGCAGCACCCCAUUGACUGUGACAAUUCAAAGUGCUCCUUAGACGUUGUCAAAUGUCCCCUGGAGGACAACAAUGCCUUUGAUUGAGAACCACUAAUUUAGCCUGUCAAGAUGAAGGUGGUGAUUUAGUGUCAGAACAAAGAUCACAGGGUCUUCUAGUCCCUAGAACAAAGCAAAAGCAAGACGUGGAAGCCGACAUAUUAGGGACAAAAGGUUGAGCUAUCCAGAGGAGACAGGUAGAUGGACGAGAUGAAAGCCAGGGUCAGAAAAACACAGUGGUGGAGUGAGAGUUGCAAGAGAUGUUUACACUGGUUACAAAGUGAAAACUAUAUUGUAGAAGGAAAUGCUGAAAGAAGAAUCUUUGUGUGCAUGUGUGCGUGUGUGUGUAUGUAUGUGUGUGUGUGUAUGUGUGUGUAUGUGUGUA